Molecule: messenger RNA, 1164 nt
Organism: Capsaspora owczarzaki ATCC 30864
Lineage: Eukaryota; Filasterea; Ministeriida; Capsasporidae
Exons: 4
Coding region: 23-964 (313 amino acids)
Biological process (GO): mitochondrial proton-transporting ATP synthase complex assembly; mitochondrial protein processing
Cellular component (GO): extrinsic component of mitochondrial inner membrane
Molecular function (GO): metalloendopeptidase activity
Source: RefSeq, a predicted model, not a curated record
CCAGUCCUUGUUCUUAACUCGAAUGCAGUGUGCGUCGCUCCUCGCCUCGUUCUCGUCGGCGCUGAUGGCCACUGCUGCCCUCCACAACCACCGCCAUGCUGCCUUAUCACCAUCAGUUGCCUGUACCGGCUCAGAUCUGUCGCGAACAGGAAGCGCUGCCACUGGAUUGACCAUCAUCCCAUCUGUGGCCGAGACAGUGGAAGCCGCCGCUGCAGCGACCAUGCCGACCUCCGAGCUGACCCCGGCCGAGCUGCAGGCGCGUCAAGAGGAGGCUGAAGCUGCCGAGAACCACCGCAUCGCGACCGAGCCGCUGAGCCCGCGCGCCGAGGCCCAGCGCCAGGUUGUGCUCGAGACGAUCAAGCGCGCACGCGACUUCUCGUCGACCACGUCAUGGCUGCGAGACGACUAUGGCAACGAUGCGCACACACGCUGCGAAAUGAUGGUGACACUGGCCGCAUCCAAUGGCGACGCGUUCGAUAUUGGCAUGUCCGUAAUGAAGCUGUACGGAUGCCCAUUCCGUCGGGAAAACAUCAUGUGCAUGCCGUGCACGGGCAACAUUCACGGAGGUUACAUCCCAGGCACCGGUGUUCUAAUCUGCGAAAACCGCAUCAGCAAUGCGGCUACGCUGGCACGCACCUUGACACAUGAACUCGUCCAUGCAUUCGACGACUGUCGGGCCAAUGUGGACUGGACAAGUUGCGAGCAGCAAGCGUGCUCUGAGAUUCGUGCUGCUACAUUGAGUGGAGAUUGCGAUGUGGGUGCAGAGCUAUCGCGAGGCAAUCGACCACGGUUUGGCGGAUUUCAGGCCUGCGUCCGGAGACGCGCCAUCCUCUCAGUACAGGCAAAUCCCAACUGCCGAGGCGCUCGAGCUGUGGAAGCCGUCGAAAAAGUGUGGAACCCAUGUCAUUUCGACAACACUCCAUUCCCAGACAUUCAGCACACCGAUGCGCAGGUUUUGAAAUGAUUGCGUUUGUCGUCACGCUUCUUCUCGUGUUGUUGCUGUUGCUCUCAUCCAUCCUGCACGUCGAUUGUGAUGAUGAUAUUGAAUGGCAUUUGUUGGGCUUCUAUUGCGCACCAGCAACCCACAACAACAACGUGGAGUUUGGACGAGCUUGAGCAAACAAAGUUGUUAACAACAAACCAAAAAAAAACUAAACAUGUCUA